Messenger RNA from Micropterus dolomieu (smallmouth bass), 879 nucleotides. Its product is annotated as sperm acrosome membrane-associated protein 4-like. Bases 226 to 597 code for a protein of 123 amino acids. The record is from RefSeq and is a predicted model, not a curated record. Lineage: Eukaryota; Metazoa; Chordata; Actinopteri; Centrarchiformes; Centrarchidae. The transcript has 2 exons.
UUCUCAGAUUUUGCUCAAUAUACUACACAUAAUUACAUUUAAAUUUAUAAAAACAAUAUCUUAUUCAAUAAGAAUAAGAUGUGUUUUUUUCAAAUAUCUCAUUGUUAGACACUGAUCUCCUUUGGCAGCAACUUUCUUGCCAGUAGAGCUUUACUGCAUCAAGCUGUCCUGUUUCUGUGGGGUUCCUUGGGCUCAGGUGAGGAGGAGGAGCAGUUACAGCAGCUCAUGGAGUCAGUCGGAUUUGAGGAAGAAGUAGGGGAGUAUCUGAAGUGUUUCUACUGUGACCUGGGCUUCUGGGAUGCCUGCUACACCACCGAAACCAACUGCAGCCUCGGGGAACGCUGCUACACGGGCCGAGGGAAGGCAGCUGAUACUCUGGACGUGAAGACUUUAGGUUGUGUGAAGGCGGAGAAAUGCGGCGUGGAGACUAUGGUGGAGCUCUUCUCCAACAAAACCAUCUUUGUCAUGACCAAACACUGCUGCGACACUCCCUUCUGCAACUCGGCACACACGCUUCCAACCAGCACACUUUUUCAUCUCACUGUGGCUGUUCUAACUACCUGGCACCUCGCUGAAGCCUCAUGGGGACCACAGUAAAAAAACCUGCAUUUAGUCAUGGUGUCAAACCAAAAAAGACAAAGACAUGAAGUUUGAAGUGAUGCUGAAAGGACUUCAACCAUAUGGUGAAGAAAAAUGACCAGCUUUGCAGAACCUUUGUACAGUCCAAUAGACUGCUGAAUUAGAAAACACUACUUAGAUACAUAUUCAUUUAGAAAAGCUUUAAUCCAACCAAUUUGUUUGUAUCAUAUUAAAUUGAAUUAAUGGUAUUUUAACUGAAAAAAACAUGAAAAGGUUGGAGCUGGGUUUUUUUUGCUACAA